Pochonia chlamydosporia 170 is the source of this 180-nucleotide messenger RNA. RefSeq lists its product as hypothetical. Bases 1 to 180 code for a protein of 59 amino acids. The record is from RefSeq and is a predicted model, not a curated record. The transcript has a single exon. Lineage: Eukaryota; Fungi; Ascomycota; Sordariomycetes; Hypocreales; Clavicipitaceae.
AUGCGCCAGCCAAAAUUCUCUGAGCCAGAAAGCUUUGGUGUCGCAGUCGUGAAUUUGAUAUACACAACCACAGACAUUUGCAAGAAUUCGACGCAAUGGCUGCCAUCGGGUCUCUCGUCUUUUGCACCGACUGCGGAAAUCUUCUUCCGGCCAGUAAAGGCACAGAAAAGAAUUCAUUGA